AUGCACCGACCUGCCCUCCGCGCCCUCCUGGGCAGGAGGCCAGAGCUCCUCAGAGCAACCACGGGCCAGGCGUCAUGCCAGACCGCGGGUCGCCGCCUCUCCACGACCGCCUCCCUACGGGCCGACGAGCACACCACCGGCGGUCCCACACCCGCGAAGCCGACGUCGAGGCAACGCUCCGCCGCCGCGGCCUCCCAGCUCGGCGCCCUGGGCAACAGCGGCAAGCCCGACGCGCCCGCUGCCUCUGCCGGCGUCGAUGCACGCUCCCUCGGCGGCACCGGCGGCCUGACCGCGACCAACAAGAUCAUCAAUGUCCGCAGCCUACCCCGCCCGCGCGGCGGCAACGGCAACGGCAACGGCAACAGGAACCCCCCCGGGCCCAGCGGCGUCUCCUCUCCCGGCGGCCGCUUCGUCACGCAGCAGCCGGGCGGCCCCAACGCCAUCUCCGCCCAGCGCCCAGGAGCCCGCGGCGGCCCCGGCGGGCGUGCCCGAGCAGGAGCAGGAGCAGGAGCAGGAAGAGGCGGGCCAGGAGGCCGCAGGCCUGGCGGUGGCCCCGGCGGCGCGGCCCGCGGCAGGCGCCCGCGCAGGAAGAGAGACGACGGCCCCGGCGGGCGCGACUCCAAGGCCGGCGGCGGCAAGCUCGUCUUCACGGCCGAGGAGCAGAAGUGGCUCGACGGCGUGCAGCAGGGGGUCGCGGCGCCCUACACGCCCUCCCUGACGCUCGAGUCGCUCGUCGGCCACGGGCCCGCCACCGCCAGCGCCGCCGCCGCGCCGCUGUCGCAGCUCGAGACGGCCCUGCGCGGCAUGCGCCUCGUCGCCGGCGGCGAGGCCUUCUCCGCCGACGUGCGCAACCCGGCGCAGACGCAGGCCCGCCUCGCCGAGCAGGCCGAGAGCCAGCGGCCCGUCUUCUUCCACGACGCGGCCGAGCGCGCCGCCUUUGGCAAGGACCUGCUCAGGGACAAGCCGAGCGAGGGCGUGCAGAAGGCCAUCCUGCAGAACAUGUUUGCCGGCACAUACGCGCAGCCCCAGUUCGCGGCCGCGGCGACCGACACGCUGGCCACGGCGCGCAACUACCACGACAGGGACUGCACGUACCAGCCCGAGGACAGCAAGGCGUUUGAGGACAAGGUACGGUCCCUGCUGCCCAAGCAACAGCCUGCUGCUGCUGCUGCUGCUGCUGCUGCUGCUGGCAAGAGCAAGGGAAAGGGAAAGAAUGCGUAG
This is a messenger RNA of Thyridium curvatum, 1221 nucleotides long. RefSeq lists its product as uncharacterized. The coding region runs from base 1 to 1221 and encodes 406 amino acids. The record is from RefSeq and is a predicted model, not a curated record. Lineage: Eukaryota; Fungi; Ascomycota; Sordariomycetes; Thyridiales; Thyridiaceae. The transcript has a single exon.